CUAAAGUAGCCGACCGCAUAAUAUUUUCGUAUAUAUAGUCGGUAUUGACUGUAUUGGCAGAGUAACCAAGGUCAAUAGGAAACUCUCAUUUUUUUCACUUAAAGUGUUCUUUUGCAUUUUAUUUUUAUUUUAUUUUUAUUCAACUUUUUAUUACUCACAUCAGGGCUAUCGUGAGACUGCAUUACACUAAAAGUACUUCUUGUAACAAUUGAUAAUUCAUUAGCAUGACAAAGUCAAUUCUUCAAAGAUUUGGUGGAUUACUUGAACCUACCAACUUAUAUAUUGUUUCUGUGAUAGCUUAUUCAUCCAGCAAUCGUCCAGAAAAUAUUGGAGGAAUUGCAAAAGAGGCCGUUGAAGAGGUAGGCCCUUCAAUCUUUGCAAAAUUACGCGAAGCUUUGGUAAAAUCCGCUCCAUUAGUGGGAUUUCCUAGAACCAUCAAUUCACUGCGAGAAUUGGCUCAAAAUUCCCCGAAAGCGUUUCCAAACGAUUUUAGUCGAGCCUCUGAUGAACAAGUAAAUACCUCUGUUCGUGGAAAAUUAUAUUUCGAAAAGACUUAUGGCAAGGUGACAGAUCGAGUUCUCAACUCCAUGCAGUCUUCUUCUUCGGACUUGGCCCAUAUCGCUAUCGACUAUGCCUAUGGAAAAGUACUUUCAUUUAACGAAAUCAUCACUCCCCUAGAAACAAGUUUAGUUAUCAUCGCUUCUCUUGUUCCACAAGAUGUGAAUCCCCAGCUUCGUGGCCAUCUGAAGGGUGCUCUGAAUCAUGGUGCUACGAAAGAACAAGUAAUGGGCGCACGAAAUAUCUCUAUACAGAUUGCAAAGGAUUGCGGGAUUACUUUUCGUGGAGAUGUAGAAUCACUUUAAAUUCGAGCCGAAAUUUCCAUGCUCGCCCCUUGUGGAAUGAACUAUUUAUACUUUGAUUUCAUGAAUACCAAGUUCCAGACUAUUUAUCUAAUGUAUAUGUAUAUAAAUAAAUCAACAAGGUUACUUGUCUAAUCGUUUCUAUCAACCUUUAGAUCAUCAUUGACAUGAAGGUAUCGCAAAUCCCUUCGUUCUGAAGUGGAAGACCAAAAUUUUGAAUGACGAUUUCUACUGGUAUGUCUCACUUGUUAUGCUAUGCUAUUGCUUAAAUGGCUUUUAUGAGUCCUUGGAUUACUUGGUUUCGUCUUAUAGAGUACAUUGUAAGAUAUGCGUAGCCUGUUAAAACCAUCGUCUACUUUUAGCAAACAAGAUAUACUGAUCAUUUUGUUUCUUUCAUAAAAUUGAUAAAUAAAUUAAUGCUUUUUACUAAUUGUCGUAUAUUUACCUGAG
Molecule: messenger RNA, 1310 nt
Organism: Schizosaccharomyces octosporus yFS286
Lineage: Eukaryota; Fungi; Ascomycota; Schizosaccharomycetes; Schizosaccharomycetales; Schizosaccharomycetaceae
Exons: 3
Coding region: 225-863 (212 amino acids)
Molecular function (GO): peroxiredoxin activity
Source: RefSeq, a predicted model, not a curated record